CACCGAUUUGCGCUCGUCAGACGGACGGAUGUCACCACCAAGACUUCAUCCUCGACGAUACUCACGGCUCCAACGAAGACCUUGGUGACAACAAACUACGGGCAAUAUGUCUGUUCCUCGUUCUAGAAUUCUAGACCUUGUUAAGGCCCAAUGUCGCAUUUUCUCCCACACCUACAACCCCGAGCAACAACGACUUGGGAAUAAAGUUUUGCGCCAGAGAUUACGAGGACCAGCACUAGCAGCAUAUUACCCUCAAAGAAUAGGCACUUUGAAUGAACUGGAGGAAGCCUACGAUGCUCUUGGGCUCCGGUUUGUGGAUUAUCCUGAGGGAAAGCGGCUUGGUGUCAUAGAAAAACUUCAAAGCCGUGGGAAGGGGAACCCCAAGAAGAGACGCACAGCAGCAGAGUCGAGAUCGGCCAAGAGGAGAUAGUUCAGCUCCCUACCUUUAUCUGUACUUUAUAUGCGUGUUUCAGUGGACCAUUCAUAUACCUAGAUUGGCUUCACCAUGGUUUCUUUCUGGGCAUUCUACCAAGGGUUUUUACGUUUGGGUGGUAAGAAGGAGUUGUUUUGGUUUUUAUUGAAGCAAUUGUAUUCUAGAGGGUUAGCAUUCAUAAUUAUAAAUAAGACCUUCAUGACAUCCCCUGACAAGUGUUUCCUUCACCAUCGUCAAUGCCAAUUAUCGACUCUGGUUAUUCCUACUUCAG
Blastomyces dermatitidis ER-3 is the source of this 704-nucleotide messenger RNA. RefSeq names its product mitochondrial 37S ribosomal protein RSM27. NCBI's taxonomy places the organism in Eukaryota, Fungi, Ascomycota, Eurotiomycetes, Onygenales, Ajellomycetaceae. The record is from RefSeq and is a predicted model, not a curated record. The coding region runs from base 107 to 430 and encodes 107 amino acids. Gene Ontology annotation, cellular component: mitochondrion. The transcript is spliced from 4 exons.